Molecule: messenger RNA, 855 nt
Organism: Culicoides brevitarsis
Lineage: Eukaryota; Metazoa; Arthropoda; Insecta; Diptera; Ceratopogonidae
Product: glutathione S-transferase 1-like
Exons: 2
Coding region: 43-759 (238 amino acids)
Biological process (GO): glutathione metabolic process
Molecular function (GO): glutathione transferase activity
Source: RefSeq, a predicted model, not a curated record
UAUUAUUUUAUUUUUAGAAAACUUUUUUUUGUUUUUCGAGUCAUGAAAUUGUACGCUGUUUGUGAUGGGCCCCCGAGCUUUGCCGUUCGAAUGCUCCUGAAAAAGCUGAAACUCGAGUACGAGUUGAUUGACGUGGAUUAUUGUGCGGGCGAGCACAUGACUGACGAUUAUGCGAAAAUGAAUCCGCAAAAAGAGAUUCCCGUGUUGGAUGAUGACGGCUUUUACUUGGGCGAAAGUAACGCAAUUUUGCAGUAUUUGAUGGACAAGUAUGCGCCCGAAAGUGACAUGUAUCCGAAAGAACCGUUGGCACGUGCGUUGGUGAAUCAUCGAUUGUGCUUCAAUUUGUCGUUUUUCUAUCCGAGCAUCUUUCAGUAUGUUAUCUUACCGAUGUUCUUCGCCUACGAUCGUUCCGAAUACCGCCUGAGUCGAGUUCACAUCUCCUUAACAGCCUUUGAGACCUACUUAAAAUCCUCCGGCACCAAAUACGCCGCUGCCAAUCAUCUAACCAUCGCAGAUUUCCCGUUAGUUGCCUCCGUCAUGUGCUUAGAAGCGAUCAAAUUCAACUUUUCCGACGAAUAUCCCCAUAUUGCUCGCUGGUAUGCCAACUUCAAAGCCGAAAAUCCCGAAAUCUGGCAGGAAGCUGAACUCGGAAUGCGAAUGACGGAAUAUUACGAGAAAAAUAAUCCAGAUGUCUCGCACUUGAAUCAUCCGUUGUACCCGAAAAAGAGCUUGAUUGAACACGAAACGAUUUUUAAAUAAAUUUUUUUGCUUGAAAUUCUCUUCGGUGUUCAUGCGACAAGUUUCUCUCUUGAUUUUUUUACUCGAGUUAUGAUGCAAAAUGUUUAUUUUAAGUCA